Bactrocera oleae (olive fruit fly) is the source of this 9577-nucleotide messenger RNA. Lineage: Eukaryota; Metazoa; Arthropoda; Insecta; Diptera; Tephritidae. The record is from RefSeq and is a predicted model, not a curated record.
GCUCACACAGCUCACUGCUCGGCUCAAUGUGAUAAGUGUCGCGCAGCGCCGGAAAAUAUUAGCUUCGUCGGACCUGUUUCCAUUGAGUGCGAUUCAGUGCUUGAGACCGGUUCAAAUCGAUUGAAGCAAAAUUGCGGCGCUACGUUGGCGUGCGGAUGCAAAGUACACGGAAUCGUCAACUUAACGAACGAACGAACGGUACGACCGUGUGUCUGAAAAUUUAACUUAAAUUAAAUACAUACAUAUACUCGUACGAACGCUAAAUUGCAAAUGCAAAGAAAUUGUUUAAAGUAAAAAAACAGCGCUUGCGAAUCGAAAAUGCAAACAAAGUGUUAUGCAGUGUAAGGCCAAACCAGUGCAAGUGCGUGUGCCAAAGUGAAAAAAAUAAAUAAAUAAAUAAAUAUUGGAAAAUAUAGAAUUUUACAAAUUUGCAUAAAACCGUUGAUGUGCAUAAGUAGCAAAAGUACAAAAUUUUUAAAAAUUAAAUCAUUAAAGAAAAAGUGUAAAAAAUCGAAAUUUAAAUAAAUUGAUUGUAAAAAGACAAGUUUGUGUGGGAAACUCUAUUGUAUUUUAACGCAGACUGUAAUUAAAGCAGCAUAAUUUAAUUGCUGCUCAUUGGAAAUCAUUUUAGUCCUAAGCAAAUGCUUUGCCCAACCACAAGCAACCAAAUCGUACGUGCAACAUAUGCUUUACUACACACAUAAACCCAUUUCUAUUUAUAUGUAUGUAUGUAUGUAUGCGCAACAACUAACACUCACGUAUUAGCGAAUUUGCAUAGCAAAUAAAAUUAUUUUGUCGCUGCAACAUUUCGCGCCGCUGCCGCACCGUAAACAAGCAAACAACAUUCGCGUAUGUUGCAUGUAAACAUUUGUGCGCCCAUUUGUGAUUUGUGUGAGUGUGUGUUGCCAAAGUAACUGAAAGUGUCAUCUUCAGCAUUUUUUGCGUGCGCCUACUUGCCGCGUGUGUUUGUGUGCGUGUAUGUGUGUUAGAGCACUACAAUUUGUGUAGAAAAGAAAUUUAUUUGCUUUUACCUGCCUCUUAAACGUGCAACAUACAUACAUACAUACUUGCUAUUUGCCUAACAAAUCACAAUUGAAUUGGAUUAUUUACGUGCCACCUCUUACUAAUUGGAUUUGAAGCAUUUUAAAUGCUAUUGCUGCGUAAAGUGAAGUGAUUGCUGAUAUUGUUGCUGUGUUACCAAGUGUUGCAGUAAACCACUACAAAAACAAGAACAAAAAACAAGAAAAAAAAUUGGAUUCAUUUGUUGGCGCACAGUGUGUGCUCGGCUUUAGUUACUGCAAUUGACUUCAAUCACAUGUGACAACAGCAGACGAUAAGCGCUAAAAAAGGAUAAUAAUCAAAGCGAAUGAAUGCAGAGAGUUGGAAAAUAGGCAAAACAAAAUAACCGAAUCGCAAAAACGAAACGAAAUGUGUCGGCAGAUCAGAUUGUGUUGAAAACUCCUGCACACAAAGUGAUAAUCGUAUAAAAUAUUGCAUAGAGAAAACUACAAAGUAUACACUCGUGCCACUAAAAAUUGCACAGUAGUGGCAGAAAACGUAAAACAAACGGCACAUACAGCACUGUUGUGUCGAAUGGGAGAAAACGGUUUCAAUCUCACUAAAGUACACAUUUUAAGUUGGGCAUAAGCGCAGGCACAUCCUGUGAAUUGAAUGCCAACUAAUCCUCUGCCAAGCAAUAAAGAAACUGGAAAGCAAAACAAAAGUUACUACGCUUACACACACACACAUAUAUAAGAAAGCUUAAAAAAAAGUUUAGAGUUUAUAGUAGCAAAAGCCAACAACAAACAAACAAACAAAUAAACAAAAAAUAAAAAUAAGAAAGGACUAAAAACGUGCAAAGAAAAAGUAAAUAAAAUGCCUGCCAUAACAAGUGAAGCGACAAGACCCGCGCCCACCCGCUGCCUACGGCCAAUCAGAGCGACAGUGCUUGCCGCAGCGACAGCAGCCGCCUCACUGCUCACAUCCGCAGCCACAGUGGCAGCGGCAGCAGCAGCAGCUGCGACAACAUCGCCCACAAUGACAACAACUACAGCAACAGCCGGCAUCGCCAGCUACAACCACAAUAGCAUAUCAAUUCAACAGUCGGAUACUUUGGAGCGACGACUGCAACCAGAUGUCGAUACGGACACCGGAGGCGGAAGUAGAGUAGGCGUAAAUGUUGAUCUAACUGCCGCCGCCGCCUCCCACUCUGCUGCCGUGCUGCCCAACCGCCUCGCCACUAAGUUGCUAACCAAUUUUCUGCCUGCCAUCGAUGCCGUCACAAAUGCCAACACCAACACCAGCGCUACCAUACUCACGAGCAGCAGCAGCACCAUCAGUAGCAGCAGUAGUGGUAUUAGCAAUCGUGGCGUUGCUGUCACAUAUCCAACCUUCCGGCCGCCGAGUAUAGAGAAUCUUGUCGCAAGUUCAGCUGAGGAUUUGAGCAAUUUUCGUGAUGUGUCCUUCGAUAUAUUCGACGACGAUGACGAUUUGUUUGGCUCGCCAUUGGCAUUUGAUGCUUCCGAUAAUGGCUUGUGGAAUGGCCGUUUCGUGCCGCCACCACCCCGUCCGCCAUUCCUAGUCGAUGAGCCGGUGCUGAGUGAUGGACUGACAACGUGUGAUUUGUGCUCAUGGGCUAUGCCAACGAAGAGUACAUUCAUGUUCGAGGGCACAAUAGAAAAAGCUUCCGAAUUGGGUUGGCCCUUGACACUGAUUAUCGUUUCGGUGCUGUCAGCAUUGCUGGGAGCGAUUGUCAUGGUGACGGUUGUGCGCUGCAGAAGGAAAAAACCCACGAACAACCGUAACGAGACGCAUGUGCAAUGGUGGUCACGCAACAAGCGCACCAACGGCAGCAACAAUAACAAUCAUUUGCGCCGCAGCAAUAUUUAUACAGCGCAUCCUGCGGAUAGUGUGCGCGGCUUACAGCAGCCAUCGCUAUCGGCUGCCUCGUCGCUGACCACAAUGACCGCAAUGGGCGCAUCAGCGGGACCCCUGCAUUCGAACGCGGUCACACCGAAUGCCACACAGCCGCCACAGCUGCCACACCAACAACAGCAGCAGCAGCAACAAUACUAUCACCAUCCAUAUCAACAGCAUCAAGCGUCGCUACACCGCAGCAUCAGCGGUCAUCAGCGUGCGCCCGAUUAUGAAUACGAGCAUGAAUACCAUCAACCGCAGGAACUGCAAUUGCAGCUGCAACACCAACGCCAACACAGCUCGUCGCUGUCAUCGCUGUCCGACACGCCAACACUACCGGUGGCGGUGGCGAACAACAAUAAGUCGCGCACGUUGCAACUGCAACAUCAGCCGUUGCAGCACCACCAUCAGCAACAACAACAGCAACAACCACAGCAGCAAGCAGCCUACAAUGUGUCCGAUGGUGUGACAGUUGGCUUCGGCGCGGGUGUAGUUGGUGUCGGUGUAGGCAUGAGCCGGCGCGGCGCUGGUGGCGAAAUGUGUGACGAGUCGUCAUGUCGUUGGCCGAAUGCAACAAUUGUGGUAGCCAGCUGAGUGCAAGCGUACAAAUGUCGUAUGCCCGCGACAUUGAGCGGCGCAAUGACGUUGUUACCGGUCCACCCAUAUCGCGACCAUUAUCAGCGGCAACAACAGAAGCAGCAGCAGCAGCUGCAGCGGCAACAGCGCGAAGUGGAGGCCACCGAAUUUGUUUGGACGAAAUCAUGCAGCUCGGAGCAAUUAAAGAAUGAUUGGAUAUGGCAUUGAGCGCGCCAGCGGUGGGGAUGUGUUGGUGAAGUGAGCGGUGAAAUUUCGGUGCGCAACGCUGAGACAAAGCUUGUGCAAAAUAAUGCAAGCUGGUUUAUGAAGCGCUCACGUUUGUAAAUAUUAAACAACAUUCUGAGGACCUUUGUGUUGUAAGAAAGCAGAUAUUUUGAUAAAAUAUAGGUCUUGUGAGAGUCUAGGUUUGACUUGAAAAUUUUAUCAGUGAAAGAUUGCAAAUGCGCUCCGAAAGUGUUAUGGUCCAAUCUAGUGAAAUGCAUACUUAUUGAAAAUUUCAUUCUUGCAACUAGCCUCGGCUCAUGUUUUCCUGUUUGAAUCUGUGGUACCUUAUUGACUCUCUUGUCUCGCGCUUUCGUUUUGGGAAUCUGUUGUUUUAGUCAAAGAACAUUUUUUAAUUUAUAGCGCGUUUCAGACUCGCAUAUCGUAUGGUAAAAUAAUUGGUGCAAUAUUGCCAUAUUAUUACAAAACCAAAUAUGUAGAUUGAGACUUUAGUAAUAUCUCCAAAAACUGCCCUUGAGUCCUUCAGUUAUGUUCUCGCGUGGUGCCCUAUUACAUAUACAAUAAACAAAGAUCUAAAAGCUUAUCAUAGAAACUCUUUGAAAACGAAUGUAAGUUGUCAAAAAUGUAACCGUCAUCUCAAGCAGUUUCGCAACGACACAUGCAACAGCGGCAGCUGUCUCCUAAGCCACUCGAAAAUCCAAGCACACAUGUUUUCAUAUAUUAACGAAGUAAUUAACAGUUAUUUAACUACAAGUCUAUUUCACACACAUUAAGCCUGACGCCAACUCAAGUGGUAGAGCAAUUGUAGUGAUUCAAAUAAGAUAUUCUAUUUAUUGAUUGGGCGCACCAAUUGUUAUAGAUCUCUAGUCUGUAAACGCUUAUUUAUGAAUUCCGGGAGAAAAGACGACAGCAGGUUUUUAAUGUCAAGUAUUUACAACUUUAUGUUCACGCUCGUUAGUUGAUAUUUUUCUUUUCGUUUUCAAAACCUUUUCUAGCGCAAAAUUUUCCUGGAACCUCUUCCCUACAAAUCGACGCAUAUAAAUAUUUAUUGGCUUAGUAGCCACCAUACGCUGAGUGCUGUGUACUUACCGGGAAUUGAAACGGAUACUUUCACCAUUGCGACGUGCUUAUACGGCCAAGGCAUAGAAAGUUGUACGAGUUUUUUUUCUGCUGCAUUCUUGUUGUUGUCUUGAUCUUUUUGUAUUCCUGCCGUGCACAACAAUCCACUUUAAAUUGCACCCAUAAGAACCGUCAAAUCUCUAACAAUCCCGUCUGUUUUUCGUUUUUUUCCGUUUUUCAUUUUUUGCCUUUGCUCACCAUCGCCACCAUAUCAUACAAAUUAUCAGCAAUCAAAAAUUCUAAGCACACGUUCACAGUCGCAAUUUAACGAUGGUAUCAUGGCAAGACAUAAUCCUUAAAAAUACUCCACUGGAGACAAACAUACUUCAGCAACAACAGACCAAUAUGUGUGUGUGUGUGUGUGUAUCGGCGUGCGCAUGUGUUGUGUAGAUGCCAAUAGUCCUGCUGACUGGAAAGUAGUAACCAUUGGCCGACUGGCGACACACGCUGAUUUUCUAGCGCGCACAUACACACGCACGUGCAGGCCUUCCGUUGUGAGUGCAGCAUUCAAGAGGCAGUGAAAAAAACAUAAAACAACUAAAAAAGUAACAAACGCAGCCAAGUGUUGGAAAAAUAAAGAAUGAGUGCUUGGCUGAAAAAAAAAAAAAAAAUUGAGAAAAAUAAAUGUUGCAGCAGCAUUUCGCUGGCGGCAGAAAUGUUUCUAUGUGUGUGCGUGUCUGCCAGCAAUGACAUCAGCAUGUCAGUCACGUUUCGUCCUUUGUGAGCAGCGUCUUUCACACACAUACACACACGUACACACGAGCUCACGUUUAUGCACUUGUUAAGUCGCAUAAGAACCCCGCUGUGAAAUUAAACGAUUCCUUACUGCCGGGUUUCUGCUGAACGAAAAAGGAAUUCUAUAUACAAAAAAAUAAUCUGCUCCUCGUGGCGCUUGGCAUUACCAAGCAUUUCCAAAGGCUAUGUGUUGCUUUUUAUGUCAAUUGCACUCAUUUCCGUUAAUUCUCAACCAGUUCUUUGGAAAGAAGACUAGCUCACUGCAUUUCCUUCUUCAUUAGCCGGUUCAUUCUGCUGUCAUAUUUCAUAUCCUCGCCGAAAUAAGAUAAGAUAACUCAAUUGGCUUGUGCAGUUGAAAUGUAUUUCUUUGGCGCAAAACACCGUGACGAACGCAGUUUCGUGCUUGGGUUAUUACAAAAACAAAACAAUGAAGGGUUUCAAAAUGCGGUUGCUAUGUAAUCUCUUAUUAGAUCUGCUAGAGUUUAAAUUAUUGGGAAGUAUUUUUGCUCACAUGCGAGCGAAGAUUCCGUACUGAGAGUUUCUAUAAGAGGUGGAAGGCUCAGAGCGUGACUUAUGUACAAUAAGGCUUAGCUCACACAUUUUAACUGUGCGUUUUCCCACCGUAGUUUAAAUGUAUUUGAAAUACCAAAAAUUACGUUCUGGAGUUUAAAAAUCAGUAUUCUGAAAGACACACGAAUGUCAUAUUUUCAAAAAAGAGUUCUUGCAACUUUGGAAGAUUUACAAAAAUCGCUUAUCGAGCCAAACCUCUCGGAGCGCUAUAUUAAGCAAUAUCUCUUCUCUGUAAAAGCCAAAUUACACACACAAGCAAUUUUAUAUCAACUAUUAAAUUGUACAUAUUUGAGCACAAAUUUUGCUGAGUGAGUAAAAAUCUUAAUCAACUGAUAAAAAAGUGAUAAUUUAUGGCAGUAAAAAUAACAGCAACUCAUGCAGUUAAACAGGACUAUAAAAUUAUUGCAUGAGUGCGUGAAAAAAUCAUAUCAGAGCAACAAAAAAAAAAUCAUAUUUUUAUGACAAAAAAAUAGACAAAUGCAUAUUUGUACGAAUAUAGGGAUCAUAAAAAAUAGUGGAAGCAGUCACAGCGAAUUCCGCGGCAAGUGCUUGUAAAUAAAGCGCAAAAAAAUACAUUUAAGCCAAAAAUAAAUAUAGGCAAAAGAAACAUGUUGCCACAAAUUGAUAACGAAAAAAUUAAUUAAAACUAGAAAAAAAUUAGUCCAACACAAUCAAAGGUUGUUUUGUAAAAAAAAAAUUCAAAAUAAUUUUGAAAAACUAAAUUUUUUAUGCUAAAUUUACUAGAGUGUCAAAAAUUAGUGGCAGAAAAAUAAAUAAAUCAAUGAUAGUAACCCAAAAUGUUAUUAUGGGCAAACCAAAUUGUCAAAACCGCCAACAGCGUUGCAAAAAAAAUUAAAAAAAAAAUUAUUAAAAAUUUGUUUCCAAAUAGCUAACAGCGUUGUAAAAAAAAACAUUAAAAAAUUUAUUAAAAAUUUAUUAGGAAAAAACAAUGUUUUUUACGUCCAUUAAGUUGGUUGCGAGUAAAUAAAUACGUCAAAUGUAAACUACAUUCAUAAAUAACACAGAAAAUUUUUUUUUUUAAUUGUAAAUUUGUUUGAAAAAAUUAUGUAAAUUUGUUUGAAAGAAAAUUGUAAAUUUGUUUGAAAAAAAUUUUAUCAGCACUAAAUUUUCUUGUGCGCAAAAAUAUCUGAAAACACAGCAGCACUAUAGCGUGCGAUUUUUUUUCCAAUACUCUUAAUAAUUUGUAUAUGUAAAACACAGCACGCAAUUUUUAAACUAUUUCAAAGCGUGUACAACUUUUAUUUUGACUUUUUGCCUAGAAUUUAGCGCCACUACGCCUGUGUGCAGCGCUCCUAUUAAUACUUGUGUACUAUAUAAGUAGGUACUUAAAUGUUGUGUAGAAACCAUUUUUUCAUGCUACAAACUGUUUGUAAAUAUUUUUUUUAUUUUCCUCAACUAGCUGUAAGUGACGUGUAUUUUUGUUGUAAAUAACUGAUAACUGUAUAAAAAAAAAGUAGUUAUAAGUAAAUAACGGUAAAGAAACUUCCAAAAUAAUAUCAUGAAAAAUGCAAAGUGCAUUGCAAGUACAUUAUAUAUAUAUAUAUAUAUAGUAUAUAUAAAAUUUACAUCUAUAAGUAAUUAAGCGUAGAGCUUUAAUGCUGUUAAGGGCUUAGUACACUGCUGAGCCAAACAGCAGCAAGCGAAAUGUCCAAAAUCAUCACUUCAACUAAUGUAGCAUGUAUCUAAAUAAAUUUACGUUUAGUGUGUUUGUAAUAGCGGCUAAGUAAAACUAUUGUAACUAAUUACUAAGUAUUUCAUCAGAGUGAUAUUUAUUAUGGUAAGCUUGGUCAUGACUGCCUUCCACAAAAACAAAGGUCAUGACAAAAGUGUAUUUCAUUAGUAGGAACUAUUUAAACUAUAACCAAAACACAAACAUUCCUUUUCAAGAGUUCAACAAGCAUACAACCACUACUAUUACUACAUACAUAACGAAAUUAAGCUAAUUCUAUUUGUUUAACUAAGCAAUUACACACACACACACAUGCACAUACGCGAGCUUAAGCGCAGUCAACUCACACGUGUGUGUGUGUGUAUGUGUGUGUCUCAAGUACAACACCGCAAAGCAUUAAGUAAAUGUAGUAAUUUCGCUUGUAAUUAGUUGAAAAUUGUACAACUACAACAACAGCAACAAUUAACAAUAAAUAGUAAUACAUACACACACACACACACACACUGACAGACAGACACAGACUCAUACACGAAACUACAAUUGCAACUGAUGCUACCAAAGACUAGUCCUAAUAAAUGUAAGAAUCUAGGCGCCGAUUAAUUGUCGAAUGAAUAAUACAACAAUAGGAGCACACAUAUACAUACAAGCAUACAUAUGUAUGUGUUUAUACAUAAAACAUAUACUGGCAUGUAAAAGCAUGUAAUGUAGUUAAAUCGUACACUUCGGCAAACAAACCGAGGAAAGCAAACAAACACUUGUGUAUAUACAUACAAACAUACAAAAUACAUGCAUACAUACAUACAUACAUACAUAUGUAGAUACCAACAGAGCAUACAAAUUAUGUGCAUCCGUAAGCGAGUGCAGUGUACUUACAUAAGUAAUAAGUUUACCAAUAAAUACCUAUACAUAUAUACAUAUACAUACAUACCUACAUAAGCAAGCAAAAGCAAGCAACAACAAACUAAAUUAAUGUGUAACUGUAAAUGUAUAUUUGUAGUCCUUAAAUGAAUUUAACUAAUUGCAAUAAUAAAUAUUUUAAAUAUUAUAUAAAUAACGGCAUUACAUCAAUAACUACUACCAAUGCGUUUCAACCUUCAAACACACACACACAUACACACUGACACGCAAACGCACACAAACAUAGCAAAUUUUUAAACACUCCUAGAAGCCUCUUUCGUUUCAUUGCAGCGUCGUAGAGCUAAAGCAAUUCGUAAUUAUACACUUCGGCACGCUUACACACACACAUACACUUACAAGUAUACUUAUGUACAAUAAAUGCAAAUUCAAUCAUUACAAUUUAACGGUAAAAUUUGUAAAGAAUACGAAAACUAAAAAAUCUUUUGAAAAUUGCAAGCAUUAACGGUACUUAGUAUUGCAGCGCAUGCAAAGCGUAUAGCGUGAUGAAAGUGUAAAAAAGCGUUAAAAAAACAAAAACAAAAAUGAAAACACUAAAAAAAAUAGAAAUUACAAAAAUGGAAAAAAUAAGCAAUCUAAUGUUUCAACUAAUGUAAACUAUCAGCAACUGAAAAUGUUUCCUUUUUGUGUGAGUUACCACUACAUAAAUACAUAAUAUUCCGUAUAUAGUACAUAAAUACCUACUAAAAAUGCAUACAGUACAUAGUUAUAUGGAUGAAAUCAAAUCUAAUUCGAUAUUUAAAGCAAAUAAAUACUUGAAAAGAAAAUAUGAAAUUAUUAAAAUUCAACUAAGUAAAAUAAAGCUAAAAAGAG